AAAAAAAAAAAAAAAAGCCAUGAUAAGUUUAUCGGCAACAAGAACGAAAUUAGUUUGAACUAAUGGAAUGAAGAAAUCACACGGUCGCGCGACUGCCUCAGGCCGGCAACCGCCCCAAAAAUAGCCCAGAAUGUCUCACAUGCGCCCAAAAGGGUUAGAACAACACCAAUCAAUCAAGUUGUUUCUUCGUUCCCGCUGUUCUUUUCUCAUCGUCCUUUUCACCAGACCUUCGAAUGUCUUUUGUCUAUUUGUAGUCACUUGUGAUUGCUGUGUUUUUUUUUCUUUUCAUUUCCCUCGUUUUUGUCCUCCCACUACAACACGUUGGGUUGUUACAAUCCCAGUCACUCGCUUUGUUUACUCGUUCAGGGUCCCCUCAUAUCAUAUCAUAUCAACCGAUCUGCAUGUUUCACCGGCCCACCGGUCUCGAAUAGGACUUUUACAACCCCCCCGUUGCCAUUUCUUUCCGCGCAGAACUAUUCGUCAGCAUUGCAUUGAACACGAUACACCUCGCUAGGUUCAUCCAUCCACCGUCGGUCAGCGUUCGUGACUUGGACACAAACGCUCGGAACUAGGGAGGACAUCGAUCCGACCGUCGACCUAAAUUUGAGAUAUCCAGGGGUCCAUCGAUCAUCCAUCUUGUGGUCCAAACUAGGCAGUGCAUCUUUCGGAUUAAGUCAAUAUGCGGUCCAUCGCUCUUCUUCCUAAACAACCUCUGCAGAGACUGCUGCUG
Molecule: messenger RNA, 730 nt
Organism: Aspergillus pseudotamarii
Lineage: Eukaryota; Fungi; Ascomycota; Eurotiomycetes; Eurotiales; Aspergillaceae
Exons: 2
Coding region: 131-514 (127 amino acids)
Source: RefSeq, a predicted model, not a curated record